Hevea brasiliensis (rubber tree) is the source of this 1318-nucleotide messenger RNA. RefSeq names its product notchless protein homolog. The transcript has 4 exons. Gene Ontology annotation, molecular function: protein binding. The coding region runs from base 318 to 683 and encodes 121 amino acids. Lineage: Eukaryota; Viridiplantae; Streptophyta; Magnoliopsida; Malpighiales; Euphorbiaceae. Gene Ontology annotation, biological process: ribosomal large subunit assembly. The record is from RefSeq and is a predicted model, not a curated record. Gene Ontology annotation, cellular component: nucleolus.
CAGGCGGAGACAUGGUUUUUGUACAGAUGAACGAUGUCGUUUAGCUUCACGGCCGGGAAAGACAAAGAAAAAACAAAAGAAUCUUUAAGCCACGAUUCGUAGCGAUCCAACGGCGCAGAGAACAUGUAAGCACUAAGCACAGUCCCCAAAAACUCAAACCUUUUAAACCCUCGAAAAACCCCAACUCCUUAUUCAAUCAUCUGCAAAUAUCACAGAGCCAAAAACCCAAAACCUCCCCCAAUUCCAAUAUUGAAACUUUCCCGACAAUGCAUAUAAAUAUACACUGAUAGGUCCUCAAUUUCAGAGCAAUUAGAAAAAUGGAUGUGGAAACGGUGAAUAACGUGAUAUGUCAAUUCACCUACCGGGAAGGGACGGCUUUGGAAGCUCCGUUGUAUCUUCCACAGAAUGCCGGUCCUCAAAUGCUUCAACAAAUCGUCAAUGAGCUUCUCAACAAUGAAGAGAAGUUGCCAUAUUCUUUCCACAUAUCAGACCAGGAGCUUCUUGUUCCACUUGAAACUUACUUACAGAAAAAUAAAGGUCACGCAGAAGCUGUACUUUCAGUUGCUUUUAGUCCUGAUGGGCGGCAUUUGGCAAGUGGCUCUGGAGAUACCACUGUUCGUCUGUGGGAUCUUAAUACCCAAACACCGAUGUUUACGUGUACAGGUAAUACUUUCCUUGCCUAGUUAAGGUUACUCCUUAAAACAUCCACAUGCACACAGAAAGACACAUUUCAAGAAAAGCAUUUGGAUAUUUGAAACAUGUUUUUUGAUCUAUUAUAGCGGCCAGGGUAAGUUUUCCAAUUGAUUCACUUGGAUCUCUGAUUGCUUAUCUUAACAUAUGAAGAUGAUCUCCUGUUCUUAAUGUUUUGACUGGAUACGUUUGCUGAUUGUUGCACUCUACAGGCUUGGCAAAGGGAAUCUGCUUUGAUCUGUGCAUGCACGCACAUGUAGUGAUAAUUGAUGUGUCUCCUGUCAGAGUUAGCAUCUAAAUUGAGUUUAGAUGGUCACCCCUUUUCAUUAAUCAUCAUAUUUUUUGUAUUGACCCAAGAUUAUUCCUUAAUUAAGGGCACAAGAAUUGGGUUCUUUGUAUUGCAUGGUCACCGGAUGGUAGACGUCUUGUGAGUGGGAGCAAGGCUGGAGAGCUUCAAUGUUGGGAUCCUCAGACAGGAAAGCCAUCAGGCAAUGCACUUGUGGGCCACAAAAAAUGGAUUACUGGCAUCUCUUGGGAACCAGUCCUCUUGAAUGCCCCAAGUUGUCGGUUUGUCAGUGCUAGCAAAGAUGAUGAUGCACGCAUAUGGGAUCUUUCAAUGUGUUAUCUG